Pteropus alecto (black flying fox) is the source of this 2182-nucleotide messenger RNA. RefSeq names its product chromosome unknown C3orf52 homolog (gene CUNH3orf52). The record is from RefSeq and is a predicted model, not a curated record. The transcript has 6 exons. Lineage: Eukaryota; Metazoa; Chordata; Mammalia; Chiroptera; Pteropodidae. Bases 149 to 790 code for a protein of 213 amino acids.
GCCGCCUGCCCGCCGCCUGAGGUCUCCUCCGCCCCGCCCGCUGGGGGUGGCGGUGGAGUGAGACACCCGGGAGGCUGCUUCGGACUCUGCACCCUCGGGUGUGUGCCUCCCGCUUCCUGGAGGGCUGUUUAGUCCUCCUCCGCCGUCUAUGGAAGGGGCCAGGUCCCCAUCGCCCGGAAACGAGCUAGAGCUGUCAGAGCUCGAGAGGCAUCCGGACGAAGAGACGCCUCUCAAUGGAGCCGCCCAGGUCAUCCCUUUUUCUGCUGAUCCGGGUCCAGCCCAGGCUAAUCCAAAAAGCCCUCAGAGCUCCCGUAAUAGGAAAUUGAUCAGAAAGUGUCUACUGUGGAUGGUCUUCAUUUUCCUAGUUCUCAUUACAGUGAUCAUUAGCUUAUUUCUUAUUGAAGUACCUUCUGUCGAUGAAGAUGAAAAUGAAAUACUUGAGUUAUCAUCAAAUAAAACAUUCUUGGUCAUACUAAAGAUUCCAGAAGAGUGUGUUGCUGAAGAGGAAUUGCCUCACCUGCUCACGAAAAGGCUCACAGAUGUGUACAGUUCAUCUCCGUCUCUGAGUCGUUAUUUUACUUCAGUGGAAGUUGUGGAUUUCAGUGGUGAAAACGCCGCGAUAACCUACCACCUGCAGUUUGGGGUUCCAUCGGAAGAUGACGGUUUUCUGAAGUAUAUGAUGAGUGAGGAGUUAGUGCUGGGCAUUUUGCUGCAAGAUUUCCAUGAUCGGAACAUGUCUGGUUGUGAGACUCUGGGGCUUGGUCCAGAGUCUCUCUUGCUCUACGAGUGAAGUGGUGGAGGUUGGUCUGUGUCUGGAAGCUCUGUUUUACUCUGUUGUGGGAUGAAGAGAAGUAAUUCGUCUUAAGGAAAAGAUCCUGUGAAUUAACCCAGAAGGACUCAAAAUGCCUAGAGAGGUGGACACGGUCUUUUUUCUCCUGAUUCUGCAGUUAUGAUGUCCGGCAAAAUGGCACCUGAGAGCUGCCCCAGCUGUUUCCAGUUGUGAUAAAGGCUAGACCUUGAAGUAUGAGAUCACUGCUGUUCUUGAAGCACGAGGUGCCUUCAUCCACAUGUGGUCACUUUCUCUUUAGUGCUAGAGUGGCCGUUAGGCAGAAUCCUGCUAACCCGUGCUGGUGGAGAGAGCACAGGAAGAGGCAGGCAAAGAGGUGAGGGAGAAUUGGACCAUUCGAUCACUGAAGUCCUCCUCUCACUCACCAUUAUAUUUGAUCUACCUCUAAGCAAGUCUUUGAGGAAAAGCAAGGCACUUUACAAGACCUAAGCAGCGUGGUUCUGUGUCUGCUUCCAUCACCUGUAUCUGCAUGUCUUAGCAAACCAUCGUGGGUGGGCAUAUUACUGUUACUGUAUUAUAUAUAACUGCAGAAAUAAGAUGUGUGUUCCUUAAUUAUUUUGCAUUUCCUCAUUGCUCCUGUGGCUCCUAAACCCCUCUUUCAGAAACUUGGUUUCUGUGAGUUUUGAACACACUGCUAUCAUUUUGGAUAGUUUUUCCAUGUAUAUUUUCACAAACUUCCAUCAGGGAAUCAGUAAGACCACCUACUGUCUGCUGUAGCUAUUACACAUUGGCUUUUCAUUGUCCAUUGUUAAUAGCCUUCCUGUAUUACUCGGUGUCUUCAGGCAUUGUUCGUGGAUCUUAUUGAAGAUGGUUGUGAAAAAGGAAGAACCACUCUUUGUUUGAAAUGAACUGUUGGAAGCUUAAUGCCAAUUUAUUUGCAGGGUAUGAGGGAUAUCGGUGACCAUGUUGGUCAUUGGCAGAUACAGAAUUGCCUGUCAUGAGAGAACACAGUAUUUGUUUUUUUGAGAAAAUUGUUUUGUUGGAAAUUUUCCAGGAGAAGGAGUUUCGUGGUCUUAAAAUGAGAGCCCCUUAGCCCCAACCUCUCAGUUAAAUGAGCCUUGAAUGGAAGCCAGUAAGAGGGGCAGCUGUGUAUGGGGAUGUGCCCAAGUGUGUGUCUCAGGGAGGUUUGCCUUGAGCUCUUUAUGACCCAGGACUCUGGAUGAUGCGAACGUUCUUAUUGUAACUCAGUGUCUCAUUUUGACGAUAGUUCCUCAAACUAGUGAAACAGGUGAAUUUUCCUUCUUCCUCUUUGUUUUUUACAUGUCAAAUAUAAACCUUAGUGUACUUUUUAGAAAAUAAUGAAUAACUUUAAUAGAAAAGGAUUUAAAAAUACAA